GGUGAGUCUGAGCUGCCAUCAGGCAUGAGUUGCAUUGAUACACACUCUCAGCAGAAUCAAUAACAACAUCAGUAUGCACACACUGGGAGCAUACAGUUGUAUGUAUUAGUGUAUCAAAAGCCUAGGGGAGAGUCUAUGUGUUCUACAGACGGGUGGCUGGCAACACAAGCAGAGACAGAUUCGGUAUUGGUGUCAUAAAUCAGCUGUGCACAGACUGCAGAGAGAAACAAAGAGAGAGAGAGAGAGAGACAAACGGACAGACUGCAUUGCACAGAAGACAGUGGGCAGAGCAGAACUGAAGUGCAGACAUGGAAGAAGGGAAUAUGGAGGUGUGGAGCAGUUCGGGCAUGGACGAGAGCGAGAGAGACAGCAGCACAAGCCAUGAUGAGGAAUCUGAAGAAGCUGAGGAAGAUGAGGAACCCAACUCUGGGGGACUGUGCAGAGAGCUGGUACAAGUGCUGUGCGCAGAGAGAGUUGGUCAAAUCACAAAGACAUAUCAUGACAUUGAGGCAGUUACACAUUUGCUUGAGGAGAAAGAGCGGGAUCUGGAAUUGGCAGCCCGCAUUGGCCAAUCGCUUCUCAAGCAGAACAAAGACCUGACUGAACGAAACAAACUACUGGAUGAACAGCUGGAAACUGCCGAGGAAGAGAUUGCACAGCUGCGUCAUGAGCUCUCCAUGAGAGAUGAUCUCCUGCACUUUUAUGCCAGCACUGAAGAGAUAGAACAUGCAACAGAAUCACUGCUUAAACGGAAUGAUUCGUCCUUAUCUCUCAGUCACUACGUCAAUUAUGACUUCCUGCAGCAAAAACUCAAGGGUUUGGAGGAUGAGAACUUCAAAUUGCGCUCAGAGGCUAACGAGCUAACAUUUGAGACCAACCAUUAUGAGGAACAAGAGCAGCAGCUUAUGAUGGUGUGUGUGGAUGAACUCACAACGGCAAAUAAACAGGUCAGAUCUCUGUCGGAGGAGCUGGCCCGGAGGGUGGAAGAUUCUCUAAGACAACAAGAGGAGAUUAGCACUCUUCUGGGACAAAUUGUUGACCUAGAGCAGCGUUGCAAAGGGCUCACUGCUGAGAACGAGGAGUUGACACAACAUCUGGGUGCCUCACAGGAAACCCAGUCACAGCUUAAAACAGAGCUGAAGGAACUGCGGGAGCGGUACUCGGAAUGUGAGGACAUGCUACACGAAGCCCAAGAGGACAUAAAGAACCUGCGCAAUAAGAGUCUCCCCAACAGCACAGUCCAGCGUUAUAGCACCCUAGCCGCCGUCUUCCCAAUGGACUCACUCGCCGCUGAGAUCGAAGGAACUUUCCGGAAAGGCCUAGACAGCCCUGCACCCACUGAAUACAAGAAUCACCCAUUGCGUGUGUUUGAGACAGUGAAGGUAGCCAAUCAGGUGGCUCGGCUGCGCUCCCAAAGCCACUCUCCCCAGGUUCCAGGUUCGAGCCCUGGGUCAUUACGCUCCAGUCGUAUCAGUACUCCACGUACCAGUUAUUACGAAUCAGACUCUGCAAGCUUCAGCUUGGAGGACAAGCACUCUCCCCCAACACACACACAGGAAGAUGGGUUGCUGGAGUCUAAGCGUUUGGGUCAGCCAGGUACACCAGGUGGGCAGGAUUUAGAGGCAGCGCUCCGGUCUCUCUCAGAACGUCAGGAGAGUCAUUCAUCAGAGCGUCCAUUCUUCGAGGUGGAGAGAGAGAGGAAACUGCGUGCCCUGCAGAAUGGAAGCAGCGGUAGUGGCGGUGGGUCCAGUGGCUUCCUGACACCCAAUGACAGCGUUGUAUCCACUGGAACAAACUAUUCUGGAACCUCCACACAUUCCUCAGGCACAGGCUCGUCUCGCUCCUACCUACCCGAACGUCUGCAGAUAGUUAAACCACUGGAGGGCUCAGUCACUCUGCACCAAUGGCAGCAACUGGCUAAGCCCAAUCUUGGGGGCAUCCUUCACCCAAGGCCUGGAGUCCUCACCAAAGACUUCAGGGAGCUAGAUGUGGAUUUUCAGCAUGUUUACAGCCUUAAUGACCUGGAAGAGGAUGAGCCUGACAUGUCCAAAUUCCCCAACCUCCUGCAUGGCUCUGUUGCAGUCACUUCAUCUGGGCCUAACCUCCCUAAGACCACUCCCACACACCCGAAUACUAGCUGUCAGAUCCUCCAUCCCUCUGUCCUCUUGUCCUCCUCCACCAGCCUUCGGCCUCGCAGUGCAUCCGCUUGUGGGAGCGGUGAGCACGUGAGAAUUUCAUCAGGCCUCCAGAGCAUCUCUGCUUCCUCUGCACAUUUCCAUCUGACCUCAAACCCCUCAUCUCUUGGGCUUCUACAACUGGUUUCAGAGCAUGGCAUCUCAGCCGCAACCCAUCCCAGCUCCUCUAUCCAUAAUAGAGCCAUUAACACCCUCAGUACUGCCUCAGGGGAAAGACAGCGUGAUUUUGGUGGAAGUGAACAAGGAGGCAGAGGACAGGAACGACAGAAAAACAUUUUCAGUGUCAAUCUUGUGGAAAAGCUCAGAAGCUUGGGCUUGUAUAAAGUGGUUGAGAGAGGCUUGGUGGAUUCUAGGGGAAAAGAGAAGACAGACUCAAAUACCAGUCCCACAUGAAACACAGAGCUGUUCACUGUGCCAUUUUGCGCAUCGUUCUCCUUUUGGCACGCAACUUAUCUUCCCCAAUUUUUUAUGGGGCCUUAUUGAAAGACAUAUCGGGUUUGUAUUUCUGUGGUGAUUGUUGCCUGUGUUAGCAUUUGAAAGGAUGGUCUCUUAUGUGGCACUGGGAAUUGUAUCUACAGACUGCACUUGAAAAGACUUUUCUUCAUGAAAGGUCAAAUACAUCUAGGUUUUUUUUUUUUUAUCAUUGUAGCAAUAGCGUGUUUUGAACACUCUUCAGAAGGGAAUAGCUGUACAUUUGUUGACUUUUUUUUAACAUGUCUAAUCUUGUAAAGAAUUUGUCCAUCACCAUCAGUCUUGGAAUCACAGUUUUUUUAAUACGAGUAGAAAAUGUUCUUUUGUAGUAGCACUACAGGAACAUGCACUAUAUGGCAUCCAUUAGCUUGCUGGCAACCAAGCAACAGAAGUGUCAGUGGUGCGUCCCGCUCUCUAAAGAAAAUACACAUGUCGUUGAUAGCACUUUUCUGGGCAUUGAAUUCCUCCUUUCCACCAGAUUAUUCCUAGAGAAUGCUUGGUAUGUUAUGGGUUCUGUACCUGUUAUGCUAUAUAAAUCUAGUGUAUAAAAUGUGAUGCCUCAUUUUACAGUCUUGCUGAGCGAAAAUAAGUAAAUGUACACUUAUGAUCAUGUUGUGCUCAUUUCUGAAUUUUUACUGUGCUAAAAUUCAAGAACACCUCAUGUGAUGACACAUUGCGCGCGCGCGCACACACACACGUAUGUACUGUAUGUAAACCAACUUGAAUAUCACAGACACACUUUUUUCACCCAAUUAUAAAGUUUGUAGUGUAUAUGAUUGUGUUUCAAGAAUCAGGGAUGCAGUAAUUUAAAGUAAAUAUAGUGAUAAAGUUUUAUCUGCAGUUAAGUGGCCUAUAGCCAUGAGCAGUAAGCACAAUCCGUGAAACAUAAUAUGUAUGUAGGGUCUUCAUUGGCAGAAUCUAAGUCACUGGAUACUGGAACUAUAGGGCAUAUUGUUCAAUGAUCACAGCUUUUAUUAUUCUUUUCAGACCAUUCUAAUCAAGUUCAUUGUGUGCAUUUGUGUCUGUCAACCAAACUCAUACUCAUGGGCUAUACUUUAAUGAGCAGUGACAUGGUAAUAUGAGGUGAAAGUUGAAUGUGUGUGUGGAGAAGUUCUUGUUUGCAAGUUUAUUUAACAACAAAAAUUAUAUAUUUAAAAAAACAAAGUCCUGAAAUAUCACUCACUACAAUAUGCAAUCCCUGGUAGAAUAUGUAAAGAAUUGAUGAUUAACACAAAUAUGAGAAGCUAAAUAUUGAGUAAUGAUUUUAUUUUCACAUUUGAACAAUGUUUAGAUACUCUUGUCUCACAAUGAAAUGGACAAGCCCUGGAGCUCACUGUAUCUAAUGUAAAGUGUUUUGCGCACUGUAAACUGUAAACACAUUGUGCUAUAUGGGAAUAAAGAUUUCAAUGUA
Messenger RNA from Myxocyprinus asiaticus (Chinese sucker), 4077 nucleotides. Its product is annotated as trafficking kinesin-binding protein 1-like. The record is from RefSeq and is a predicted model, not a curated record. Gene Ontology annotation, cellular component: dendrite. Bases 309 to 2588 code for a protein of 759 amino acids. Gene Ontology annotation, biological process: neurotrophin TRK receptor signaling pathway; neurogenesis; anterograde axonal transport of mitochondrion. The transcript has 14 exons. Gene Ontology annotation, molecular function: signaling receptor binding. Lineage: Eukaryota; Metazoa; Chordata; Actinopteri; Cypriniformes; Catostomidae.